UCAAGAUGCCUGGAGAAACUGGCCGCAGACGUUACAUUGACUGAUCGGAGAGGAGUUGGUGCAGUGCUCAUGGAGUUGACCAGCGCGUGAGGGUUGUGCCCACCGCUGUCCGUCGCUCGCCGCCGCCCCACCAUGUCGCUGAGAAUAUUAGCGUGAACAUAAACUUUGUGUCGAGCCGUCCCUCCUCCGCUGGCAACAACACAAUGAAAAAUCGCACGGAGGACGGAUCGGUCAAGCGCCCUUCGUGUGACGACCUGCGGUGCCCGAAGCUGCCGCGCCUUGAUGGUGAGGACGCCCUGGACGCCCACACUACCGCCGUGCCGGACCUGCCGGACUCUGCUCCCUACGAGACUCCCUCGCCCGUCGACCUUUCCGGGGAGACGAGCCUCGGCUUCCCCGAAGCCUCCACCGCGGCCUCCGCCACCACCACAGCCGCCGUCACCGCCGCUUCGGGCCUCACGCCGCCGGUACUCAAGAUCCCCUCCACCAUGAAAUGUCUGACGACCUUUGACCUGCCAGGUAAGGCUGACCUGCACCAGCUGCUCACCAACAACCUGGCGCAGCACUUGGCGGUGCAGAACGAAAGACUAAAGAGCAACCUGCUGUUCGGCCACAAUCACGCAGGAUUACUCAGGCCGCCGCCCCCCGCCCCCUCAGGCGCCCCCCGGCCCACGCGGGACCCCGCCUCCCUCACGCGAGGACCCCAAGACACUCCUGCCCCGCACGAUGCCACGCGACCGACCGACGAUGAGUUAACAAGGGAAGACCACGAGGAGAAGAAAACCACUAAGGAGGCGGUGGAGCAGCACGCAGGUGAGGCUCCCGAGGAGGGUGAAGGCGGCGCCCCUCACCGUGUCACGCCCUUCUCCGUGCUGGACAUCCUCGACCCCCACAAGUUCACCGGUAGGACGCCUGACGACGACAUGGGCGACUCCUCCUCAGACCGCCAGGACGAAGACGACGCUUACAUCUCAGUGUGUUCCGACUCUGGCGACGAGGGCGACGGCCAGGGCGGCUCCAAGAACAAAGGCAGUCGGUCCGGGAGUCACCGCAAGGGAGGAGGCGGCCCGGGAGGAGGAUCAGGCGGUGGCAAGCCCCGGCGGGCGCGCACGGCCUUCACCUACGAGCAGCUGGUGUCGCUGGAGAACAAGUUCAAACAAACUCGGUACCUGAGCGUGUGUGAGAGACUCAACCUGGCGCUGGCACUCAACCUGACCGAGACGCAGGUCAAGAUCUGGUUCCAGAACCGACGCACCAAGUGGAAGAAACAGAACCCGGGCUGCGACGUGAACCAGCCCACGCAGCCCCCCAGCCCGCCCAUCUCCACCUAUCCCGGCAGUCUCCUCACCCCCCCACCGCCCCUCCUGUGCCCCGCCCCCCUGUCCUUCAGAGGGCCACUGCCUCCCCACACACCUCUCGCCGCCCUCUACCUCCACCACCUCGCCCGCUGACACCCGCCUUCCUCCUCCUAGUCUGUUGCUUGCUGAUAAAGUAUAUUUUCCAACAGCCUACACUCCUGUUUCUUAAGAGAAGGAUAUUUUAUGCUCUGUGAGUAUGGAUUCUCCAAUUUACUUCAUUUCGUCUCACAUCUCACCCACAUGAUUGUUUUUGUUUUCUUUUCUCUCUGCUCAACACUACACACUGUCAUCACGGCGCCAGGUUCCUCUCUACCUCUUCAUCUGUCUACCUCCCGCAUCACAUCCCUUCCAGACACACUCCUGUUCUCUCACCACCACCCCGCUACCUCCCUUUCCUCCCCUUCAACCCCACCACUACCUCCUGCCCCGCCCCGCGUCCCACCACCGCCACGGACGUCGCCUGCACGAUCUUCACGGGGUGCAGUGUUCUCGCGGCUCGUGUAUGUGUCCUGGGGCAGUGGUCGCCGCAGCGUACACUGCCGCGGCGCGGGACAGAGAAAGUUUACAUGUAAUGACACAUAUCUCAAUUAUGCUUUAUACAUAGACCUUAUACAUAUUACAGUUAUUUGUCUCCAUAUUAUUUAUCAAGGAAGAUAUAUUAUUAGUUAUAUAUAUAUAUAAUUGUAAAGAAAUCCAUAUGAAGGUGUAAAUCAUGUACAAAGUAAUGGUAAGGCAGACUGUGAGGCGGCCAGCCAGGCCCCGCGUUCUCUCCACGUUCCUGUGUACAGAAGAUUAAUAUAUG
Portunus trituberculatus (swimming crab) is the source of this 2160-nucleotide messenger RNA. Its product is annotated as NK1 transcription factor-related protein 1-like. Gene Ontology annotation, molecular function: RNA polymerase II cis-regulatory region sequence-specific DNA binding; DNA-binding transcription factor activity, RNA polymerase II-specific. The record is from RefSeq and is a predicted model, not a curated record. NCBI's taxonomy places the organism in Eukaryota, Metazoa, Arthropoda, Malacostraca, Decapoda, Portunidae. Gene Ontology annotation, biological process: regulation of transcription by RNA polymerase II; cell differentiation. Gene Ontology annotation, cellular component: nucleus.